AUGGAUCUAGAUAGGUAUUCAAAGGCUAGUAAAAUACUUGGGCUGAAUGAAACGAUCGAUGAGUCCGCAGCGCUGGGUAGGUCUUCAAAAGCCAGCAAAAUACUUGGAUUGAAUGAUAUUAGUAUUGAUGAAUCUUCAACGCUAGACAGGUCGUCGAAAGCUAGUAAAAUACUUGGAUUGAGCGAUGAUGGCAAUGAUGCAAAUAAUAACAAUAAAAAAUCUACAUCUUUGGAUAAG
This is a messenger RNA of Entrophospora sp. SA101, 237 nucleotides long. Lineage: Eukaryota; Fungi; Glomeromycota; Glomeromycetes; Entrophosporales; Entrophosporaceae. The record is from the annotation of a GenBank genome assembly.